ACAAUUGUUUUAUAACUUAUAACUUCGAUGCGGAUUCUCUCCAAUAAUCCCCGUAUUACUUAGCAACAAUGUCGCGCUCAUCACACAAGGAAGAUUUCUUUCAAACCACUGCGUCGAUAGAAGAAAGUGGCCGUCGAGCAGCCAAGGCUAAAAAUGAGCAUGGUAAGCCCAUCAGACUGCAAAGUAAAAUCCUAGCCGUCGCAGAAGAUCCAUAUAGUGCGGGAUCUGUUUAUGUUGCCGAAAGCGCGGGCUCAGUAAGGAAAGUUGCCUUGGAAACUGGUGAGACCUUAGCUCUCUACAGAGGUCCGACGGCUCCCUUGACAAGCAUUGCGUUCAGUCCCGAUGGCAAGUUGCUUUUUGCUGGCUGCUGGGACAAGACUGUAUGGAGCUGGGGUCUUCAAUCAAAACAGUCUGGUCAAAAGUAUGACGGCCAUUCGGAUUUCGUGAAAGCUGUAACAUGUGCUCGAAUCAACGAUGGCCGACAUGUUCUGAUUUCGGGAGGAGCGGACUCGAAAAUAAUCAUCUUUGACAUCGCCAAUGGCGAGAAACUGCACGUUUUCAAGGAUCACUCAAUGGGCAUCCAGGACCUCCGUAUCGACCCUAUUACUCUACAAGAAGGUUCAUUGAGUAUUGAUCUAUUUUCGGCUGGAAGUGACAGAGAAAUCAGACAGUUCUCGAUAUUAUCAUCUGGCAAUGCCACGGCUAGUGCAGCUAACCCACUCAUCGCCCAUGAAACGAGUGUUUACAAAUUACAUUUUGAUGAAGAUGGCGAUCUAUGGACUGCUUCAGCCGAUAAAUACGCAAAAUGCCUGACACGAGACAGUGGCUGGCAGCCGAAUCUGGCUCUUGAGCAUCCCGAUUUUGUGCGAGAUGUGGUCGUGUAUGAGCAAGGCGGCUGGGUCGUUACGGCAUGUCGAGACGAAGAGAUUCGAGUUUGGAAUAAGGCGACUGGAGAGCUUUAUCACACAUAUACCGGUCAUUUUGAAGAAGUGACGGGCUUGGUAUUGGUCGGAAACACCGUUGUCAGCGUCAGCAUCGACGCGACUGUUCGACAAUGGAGUCUGCAUCCUUCUGAAUUACAAAAGGCUAAGGAAGAAGCACUGAACAAGAAAAAUACAGCAGAAGAGCCACCAAAACAGGAAUCGAUGCUCACAGAAGAGGAGGAGCGGGAGCUGGCAGAGCUAAUGGGAGAGGACGAGUGAUGAGAUUAAGCGUGAAUUUAAAUUAUGCUCAACUCUCAACUACACCUUGAUGACACUCCAUUUAAUCGGUUCCUAGCUGUUACCAGUGUAUCAUGAUUCAUACAUAGAAAUGCAUCACGUGACUCUUCAUCACCUGCGGGCGUCAUCGCUGUUUGCAGCCAAAACAUCAUCUGAUCCCAUUCCUAGACACAAAGCUAGCCAUUACUGUGAAGAGGUCAAUCUCGGGUGCAAAGUUAUUGUAUACGGGCAUUUUACAUCAUCCUUAUUCUUGCGCUCGG
Messenger RNA from Talaromyces proteolyticus, 1480 nucleotides. Its product is annotated as WD40-repeat-containing domain protein. The transcript has 5 exons. Gene Ontology annotation, molecular function: protein binding. The record is from RefSeq and is a predicted model, not a curated record. Bases 69 to 1202 code for a protein of 377 amino acids. Lineage: Eukaryota; Fungi; Ascomycota; Eurotiomycetes; Eurotiales; Trichocomaceae.